Molecule: messenger RNA, 702 nt
Organism: Bipolaris maydis ATCC 48331
Lineage: Eukaryota; Fungi; Ascomycota; Dothideomycetes; Pleosporales; Pleosporaceae
Product: RmlC-like cupin domain-containing protein
Cellular component (GO): cell wall
Molecular function (GO): manganese ion binding
Source: RefSeq, a predicted model, not a curated record
AUGACAAUCCUCACAAACUUCCUCCUCCUCCCCCUCACCCUCCUCACCACCCUCACCACAUCCACUACCGCCCAAACCCCCAAAUCCCGUACCCUCCACCCAGAACUCAACGCCGCCCUUCGCACCGCCGCCACAUCCUUUGACCGCGCCGCCCUCCUCCCAAACAGUGCAGAUUGGACCUACGACUUCACAAAGCACCCCAACUACGACUCCCCCACCGGCGCCGUCAUCAACGCCGACGCCGCCACUUUCCCGGCAGUCACGGGCCUCGGAUCAAGCGUCGCACUCCUCAAGUUGGCCCCCUGCGGCAUGCUGCCCCCGCAUUUACAUCCCCGGGCUACCAACAUUGUUACUGCCAUCACUGGCAACACGACCACGUGGAUGAUUGGCGAGAACGGCGUGGGCGUCAGGAGAGUCGAGUUGCUGCCGAUGAUGGUGACGGUGUUUCCGCAGGCGAGUUUGCACAUGAUGCAGAAUAACGACUGCGAGCCCUCCCUACUCAUCUCAUCGCUUAAUAGCGAUGACAGCGGUACUCUGAAUAUUCUGCCUAGCUUGUGGUCUGUACCACAAGAUAUCAUCGGUGCGGGCUUCGGCAAUGAUGCGUUCAACGCGGCGGAUGUAGGCAAGGAUAUUCCUGCUGUAGGUACGGGUGCAAUUAUCGGGAGUGCGGAGUGUAAGAAACGGUGUGGUAUCUCAACUUGA